Molecule: messenger RNA, 819 nt
Organism: Sitodiplosis mosellana (orange wheat blossom midge)
Lineage: Eukaryota; Metazoa; Arthropoda; Insecta; Diptera; Cecidomyiidae
Product: MIEF1 upstream open reading frame protein
Exons: 2
Coding region: 66-272 (68 amino acids)
Source: RefSeq, a predicted model, not a curated record
GAAAUGUCAAUGUGGUAGAUGAAAGUUUUUUCGAUUCAAUUUUAUUUUUCGCUGAUUUGUUUACCAUGAAUGCAGCAACGUCUCGGGAAGUUUUGCAAUUGUAUCGAAAAUUGCUGCGUUACGGCCAAGAAUUGAAGUUUACUGAUCAGACUUACUUUAGAAAACGUAUACGCAAAGAGUUCAGACUGAACAAAGACUUGCAAUCAAGCGCUGACAUCGAGUUUAACAUUAAGAAAGGUGAAGCGCUACUGGAGAGAAAAAGAGUCGUAUAAAUGAUUCGCACUUUGAUUCAUACGUUUCAUCAUCAAUUACCGAAGCAACUCAAGAGCAUUUCAUCUCUACCCGUCGUUCAACGUGCUUAUCGAACCUCCGUUGUCCUUAACAGUAAGAAGACCAUCGACUAUUCUCGCGUUCCGGUUCUGGAUGAAAAUGAUUUGGAAGAGCAAAUGGUUCGUGGCAGUGGUCCCGGUGGCCAAGCAGUAAAUAAAACUAACAAUUGCGUUGUUUUAAAACACAAACCAACGGGAUUUAUUGUGAAAUGCCAUUUACAUCGGAUGGCAACCUCGAAUCGAAAAGAAGCCCGUAGAUUGUUGGUCACGCGAUUAGAUGAACAUAUUAAUGGCGAAUUAUCAGUAGAAAAUCAAAUGAAAAAAUUAGAGAUGAAAAAGACUUCUGAAAGCACACGGAAACGGAAAAUACUCGAUGAAAUGAAGAAAAAAUGGAAGGAACAUGAGAAUGCGGAAUGAUUUUUUCAGAAACUGAAACUUCGCUGUGUUUUUUUUGAAAUAUUCAAUAAAGGCUUUAGCUUAUUUUAUUAAU